Bombus pyrosoma is the source of this 1559-nucleotide messenger RNA. RefSeq lists its product as uncharacterized. NCBI's taxonomy places the organism in Eukaryota, Metazoa, Arthropoda, Insecta, Hymenoptera, Apidae. The transcript is spliced from 7 exons. The record is from RefSeq and is a predicted model, not a curated record. The coding region runs from base 517 to 1392 and encodes 291 amino acids.
AAAACAAUGCAGCUUUUCGCCUUGCCUUUUAAAGGCGUCACGAAGUGUUUUCAUCUACCAAGGUGUAAUAAAUACACCUUUCGCUCGAGAUCUUCACACUAACGUGAAAGCCUUAGAAACGUGCAGUUAUAUUCUACCUGUAUCCAUCUAAACUGUUUUGUUACAGAAAAGUGCACUACUGUACCAAAUGGUACCGUUAAUACUAAUAUUUCUAAAAUCAAACAUCCAUGAUGUAUCAAUAUUAUUUUAUGUUUGACCAAUAUUUCCUGGAAAAAGACAUCUCUACAUAGACAAGAAUUAAUAAUUAAACACAUAAUAAUUAUAUGAAAUCCGUAAAUCUCGAGUUUACACCUAAAAUUUGCUUUCGACAAAUCUCUUCGACAUGAGUGUUUCAGGUAAUACUAAAAAUAUCUAAAUAUAAAAUCAAGAUUAUCUUUUGAAAUUUGUGAUAUCACAUAAAAAUAUCAUUCACUAUUUAUUAAUUUUUAGAUAAAUUAUAAAAAUUUAAGUAUCAUAAUGACAAAUAAUUCAAGAUAUCUAGGAUAUCACAAUAAUAUAAAUAGAGAAUAUUUAACAGAUGGAGAUGACAAUCAUCGUGCACCAUCAGAUCGUACAGUAUCUGAAUAUAUUGUGUCUACUGAUCAUGCUACAAUGAUGAAAUCAAUGAAAAAAGACCAUUCAGACAAAUAUGAAAAAGAAGAAGGAAGACAAUCACGAAAUAUACACAAUAGUCGUGGUUCAAUAUUAUCUGGAUCUUCAAGACAUAGUCUUCAUCCUCUUAGUAAAAGUAUUUCACAUGGUAGCAUAUGUGACAAUGGUUCAGAUAUAUAUGUUACAAGUGCUGCAUAUAGGGCAACUUCAGAUAUAAGCCAUGUAUCACAUCACAGUCUAACACCAAGUUCAAGAUUAGGACAUCGAGCACCCAGUCAUUGUAGUUAUGGUUCUGCAAAAUCAGUAAAAUCUCACACAUCUAGAAAAGAUGGUAUUAUCAUAGAAACCAUGUCGACACCUAAUCCUUUUUGCCCAAAUACCAAAGGAGUUUGCUGUCUUAUGUUACUUCUUAAUCUUGGUUUAAUUCUUGUUGCAUUAGGCUUUGUUAUAGUGAUUCAAUUUUUUCAACCAUUAAUAGUUUGGAUUUUGGGAAUAGUUUUCCUUGUUUUCGGAUUCAUAACAUUGAUAGGAAGCCUCAUAUACUGCGUACAUGUAUUUCGAAAUGCUAAACAUCCACAUGAUAUCAAUCCAGAGGAUCUUUAUUGGACACGAUAUUGGCAAGGACAUGUAGGUUCAGCACCUGAAGUAUAUUACAAGGCAGAGGAUAAAUAUCAUGAUGAUGGAUACAGUGAUCGUUUGAGCAAAUAUUCACAUAAAUAUUAUGAUCGGCAAAGAUAUUAAAGAAAAAAACAUCUACUUCAUGUAAAUGUGAAUAUAUCCAAUGUGUUUAUAGUAAUCUAUACGUAACUUACAUAUGAAUUGAUUUCAAGACAUAAGAAAUGUAUAUUACAUAUAUACAUUAAUUGUACUAACAUAUUUAAAAUUUAGUUUAUGAAACUAUAUUUUGU